AUGUUUCUAUUCAUACUAGUUUUUAUAAUAUGUUUGAUAUUUAUUCUUGCACCAUUUAUUUUAAUUCGUUUUAUUACUUCGACAAAUACGGAUAAGAAUGGAAAUUAUCUUCUAGUUAUAGCUCAUCCAGAUGAUGAAUGUUUAUUUUUUGCACCUACUUUAUUAUCUCUUCAUUCAAAUACAUAUGUUCUAUGUCUUUCAAAUGGAAAUAAUCAUCGAUCGGAUGAAUUACGUCGUUCAUGUCAUCAACUUCGUGUAAAAGAUUUCAAAAUAAUUGAUGAUCAAAUAAAUUUAAAAGAUAGUCAAACAGUAUCCUGGUCUUCCGAUGCAAUAUUAGGUCAUGUUAAAAAUUCUGUACGUCAAUGGAAUAUAUCAACAAUAAUUUCAUUUGAUCAAUAUGGUGUUAGUGGUCAUCGGAAUCAUUCAUCAAUUUAUUAUGCUUUAUUAAAAUUUUCUUCAACUAGUCAAAUACAUUUCCUUUCACUACAAUCAAUUCCAAUCUAUCGAAAAUAUUUAACUUUAAUUGAAUUACUUAGAAUUUAUUUUAUGUCAAAUACCGUCAAAACAAAAAUAUUUAUUUUACCAAGUAAAGAUAAUUUAAUACCAUAUAAAGCUAUGUUUGAACAUCGUUCUCAACUGGUUUGGUUUCGUUAUUUAUAUUUACUUUUUUCACGUUAUAUUUGGAUUAAUGAUUAUAAAAUAAUUUAUUAA
Molecule: messenger RNA, 711 nt
Organism: Adineta steineri
Lineage: Eukaryota; Metazoa; Rotifera; Eurotatoria; Adinetida; Adinetidae
Source: the annotation of a GenBank genome assembly